AUGGCCCUUGAAGCAUCAUUUCGAGUAAGUUAUAGAAUUGCAAGAUCUGGACAAGUGCAUACAAUAGCAGAAAAUUUAAUUGGACCAUAUGCGAAAGAUAUUGCCAAAUGUAUGCUUGGGGAAAAGGCAGCAAAGAAAAUUGAGGUAGUUCCCUUAUCAAACAACACGGUGUCGCGUAGAAUUAAUGACUUGGCUAAUUAUGUGGAGAACGAACUUCUAAAAAGAAUAAAAUUGAAUUAUUUUGCAAUUCAACUUGACGAAUCGACGGAUGUAACAAAUGCCGCAGUCUUGCUUGUCUACGUUAGAUAUCUUUUUACGAAUAUUGUUCAAGAAGAUGUAAUAUUUGCAAAUCCUUUGAAAACCUACACAACUGGAGAAGCGAUUUUCGAUAUGAUCAAUGGGUAUUUUGAAAAGAAUGGAAUAAGCUGGUCUUAUUGUGUGGGUGUGUGUACAGAUGGUGCAAAAUCAAUGACAGGAAAAUUUUCUGGUUUUGGGGCAUGGGUCAAGAAGAUCAACGAGAAAAUUCAAUGGACUCAUUGUUGUAUUAAUAGACAAGCUUUAGUAUGUAAGCGUAUUCCUGCAGAGUUAUCUACUACUUUAAGUGAUGCUGUGAAAAUUCUAAAUUUUGAUAUGCCUCGACAGAAACGUAAGAAUUUGCGAGCGAUGGAAAUGAGUAGAAAACGGUGGCGUAAAAACAGUGAUGAAGUUGCUGACUGCAGCGGUUCGGAAAAUUAUAUUGGAGGCAAUAUUAGGCUACAGAAAUUAUCUGUUGUAAAAAAGAAUGAAGCAUCUAAUGCCGAACAUUUUGUUUGUGGAUUUUCGACAAAUUAA
Messenger RNA from Stegodyphus dumicola, 831 nucleotides. Its product is annotated as zinc finger BED domain-containing protein 5-like. The record is from RefSeq and is a predicted model, not a curated record. Lineage: Eukaryota; Metazoa; Arthropoda; Arachnida; Araneae; Eresidae.